AUGUGGGGCUGUGGUUAUGGAGGUGAUGGAGUGGAGGCUACUCACGGAGGGUCCGGAGCCGCUGGAGGCAGAGGCAGAGCGGGGUCUAACUGUUGCUGUGGGAUGGUGAUGAGUGGAUGUGGAUGGACUCCUCCUCUUCAGCUUCAGCCUCAGCAGCAUAGGCGCGUUCCGGGGCUCACGUACACCGGCUCUGCACGUACAAGCACCGGACUCAGUGAGAGGCUGGAGCCGCGCGGUCCUAGUGCCUGGCUGUACGUGACGUUGGUGACGGGAAGCACGCGGACUGACGUUGGCUCGUGGACUGACGCAAGCACGGGCAACUGUACUGACUGA
Knipowitschia caucasica is the source of this 333-nucleotide messenger RNA. Lineage: Eukaryota; Metazoa; Chordata; Actinopteri; Gobiiformes; Gobiidae. The record is from the annotation of a GenBank genome assembly.